Molecule: messenger RNA, 1276 nt
Organism: Juglans regia (Persian walnut)
Lineage: Eukaryota; Viridiplantae; Streptophyta; Magnoliopsida; Fagales; Juglandaceae
Exons: 1
Coding region: 100-648 (182 amino acids)
Source: RefSeq, a predicted model, not a curated record
CUUAUUUCUGGAUAAGAAAAUCUUAUCUAGCAACGACUGCAUUCAAACAUAAAACAUCCAUAACCAUCAGUAAGCACAGUACUCAUAGCAUUGGAAGCCAUGGAAACCGGCCUCAUUUGUUCAUCCCAAACUCCUCGCCACCUUUCAAGUCCUCCUCCAUGGAAGCCCAGAAGCCCAUUUCUCCAUCCCACAACCCUGCUAAACCUAAAGCAUCCCAUCAAAAGCACACUCAAACCGCGGGCCAAUGCCGCCAAAGGCUUUACAGGUAAACCUCCUACCCCCCUAAAAGAAACUGCCACUCGUACUGAAAAAUCCAACAAAACCAAUAGCGAUGACGACGAAGAAGUUCCGCAAGUCGUGUACAACAGAAUAAUAGCAAGAAUAUUGACGUUUGUUGGGGUGCCUAUGGCCGUUGGUUUAGCGUUGUUGCACAUAUUUGGUGUGAUUAAGGAGCAACAUAUGUGGGAUUUGCCACUAUGGAUCCCUUUCACGACAACGUUUAUAACCUUCGGGGCAUCGACCAUGGGGAUUGCCUAUGGGGCUCUGUCGACAAGUUGGGAUCCAGAGAGGAAAGGUUCAGUUUUUGGGUUUGAAGAAGCUCAAAAGAAUUGGGUUGAGAUGUGGAAGGAGGAGGACAUGAGAGCCUGAGGAGACGAUCGGCCUAUGGAUCGACGAUGAAGGCGGGUCGUACGCCUAAUGGAAAGCACGUCGACUGAUUUGAUCUCUUUUCAUUCACCAUGUCUUCGCAAAUCAUCUCAACCACACCCACAAGAGGGGGGAGAAAGUGAUAAUUAAGUUAGUUAUUUUGAAAAGGGAAGUUAUUGUUAGUAUUGUUGUAAGAAAUAUGUUAAUGGGCUGCAAUUUUUUAUCUUUUCUAAACCAGUGAUCGAUUUAAUUUGUUCUUUCUUCAAUCACGAGUACUUAUUCGGAGCAUGUACAAAUUUUCAGCUGAUAUUGUUCCCCCUCAAAGUGAACCGAGGAAGGAAAUUGAGUUUGGGCCGUUCGUACGUAGUUGCUCAAAGGGGGAAGACUUGGGGAUUUUGUGAGCAAAUUGCAUAUAUAGAAGCUGAAACAUGACGAGUUGUUAGGAGGCAUAUAGCCACUGAUUUUUCACAUGUACAGUAAAAAUGUGUUCGUUGAUGCAUGAAACACCGGAUUAACAGUAUCUAGAGUGUGCUUGGAUCGUCAUAAAAUAAGACUGAUUGUGAGGAAAUUUAUGGAGACUCAAAAGGCAUGACAAAUUACUUUUUUUAUUACGUAUUUAUUUUUUGUGUGA